AUGUCCUUUAGACUGCCUUCUUUUACGGAAUUGACAGCUACCUUCAAUUCUUCGUUACAACUUCCAGGCGAUGCUUGUAUUGGUCCAAACAGUGCGAAUUCACGAUCAUUUAAAGCGUCAAUACCACAGCGAACACACUCUGCUGCUCCAAUGGUUGCAGCUUCAACACCGUUUACUGGCCACCAUUUGCAUCAGGCAAAUCAACAGUACCAUGGGCCUCAUCAGUAUCACACUCAUCUGCCUCCGAAUGGGUUUCAGAGAGGGAAUCGUGGAUCUGCUUAUAGAUUCCCACCUUCACCAACACGUCCACGCUCACAAAUGUACCAACAUCAACAGCUUAAUGGGUUUGGUUUACCUGAACAUGUAUCUCCAGCUCAGGGACCAAUUCCUGUUGGUGCUCAGUCGGACAGUCGUUAUAACCAACCAAACUAUGUGAUUACAGGAUCAAACAGUGGUGGCUAUAAUCACCAGCAGUUCGAAAUGCAACCAAUGAUACCGCAGCAGCAGCAACAACAAAAGCAGCAGCAGAUAAAGCACCGUAAGGCAGAUUCUUAUGAUAAUGAGAAUUCAUUAUCUGCUCUUGCAGACGUUGCCUCCAAUGCCUCCGUUGACUUACAAGGACUGGUUAAUAAGUUAGAAAAGGUAUUUGGAUUCAGUGCUAAGCUCAACUCGAUUUUUGAGAAGAUACUUCAGGACUUUAAAACUUCUGUUCACUCACCACUUGGUGACCUUGGGUCUCCCACUGAAAUGUUACACCUUAUAGGGAGGUUCCAUAAUCAAACUGGGGAUGAGACUGUACAAGUAAGUGCCGAUGUGAUUAAUGACUUGGUGCAGAAUACGCCACUUGAUAUAUUGAAGGAGGCAGCUCAUAUAACAGCUGAAAUCAAGUUCUUUUUCGACCAGUGGAUAUUGUACAAUGAACAGUCGUCACACAAGAGAGAACCGUCUGCGUCUGGACAAGGUGAUCGGACCAAUGUUCUGGAUAAAUCACCAAUGAGCUCUGUGAAACCACAAGUCAAAGGUCCCACACCAUUACAAGAACAUGUGCGUUCAAAGAGGGCUCGUGAAGAGGGUGAUAAGCUGAAUCCAGUCACUAAAAGACACCGAAGCUUCAGCGCAGAACGUGGUAAAGGAGGUCAGAGCAUUGCUCUUGUUGUCAAGCCACCUACACCCGUAACUCUACCACAGUCAUCACAGCCGAAGAACAAUUUGAACCAGGAGCUCAGCAUCAGGACACAUCAUGUCUGUAAACAGUGUGGAUCAGAUGAUACCCCAGAGUGGAGACGUGGUCCAUAUGGUGUGCGGUCCUUGUGCAAUGCUUGUGGUUUGUUCUUCUCCAAGCUCACGAGAAAGUUCGGCACCAAGGAAGCCACUUCAAUCAUGAUGCAAAGACGUGACAUUGGUGAAGGUGACAAUAGACGACUUCCCCUAUGA
Williopsis jadinii is the source of this 1434-nucleotide messenger RNA. RefSeq names its product GATA-type transcription factor. Gene Ontology annotation, molecular function: zinc ion binding; sequence-specific DNA binding. NCBI's taxonomy places the organism in Eukaryota, Fungi, Ascomycota, Saccharomycetes, Phaffomycetales, Wickerhamomycetaceae. The record is from RefSeq and is a predicted model, not a curated record. The transcript has a single exon. Bases 1 to 1434 code for a protein of 477 amino acids. Gene Ontology annotation, biological process: regulation of DNA-templated transcription.